AUGUCUUUCCAAGCCGUACAAUACAACGAUACGAGCAAACUGGUUCCGACUACACGAAUCAAAGAGAGAGAAUGUCUAAGAAUGCUUGAUGUAACCGACGUUUUCCCCGGUGCGACCCGCCUCAAAUACAACGGCUGCAUCCUGCCGUUCGUGUUGGAGGAGGACGGAAACAACUCGCAGCCUCUACGUGUGCUCGCUGAUACGAGCCCAUUCGAAUUACCAUAUGGACCAGCUAGAGCAAUCGCAAAAUCAAUCAGAGAUAUUAAGGGCGAAGAGCAAGAUGAUGGACCGCCCAAGAUUAGUCAAAGGUAUGCUAUAGUUAGUUUUGUUUUUGAUCCAUAUUUAAAUUUGAAAUUUCUCGAUGGGGAACAGGUCUCUGAUAAUUCAAAAUCAAUGUCAUGGUUUGACCAAGCAGAGAUAAAUCACUCUUUAUCUGAUUACUCGUCCUCGCCGGUUUGGGAAAUCUACGAACCUUUCGAUGCUUUAUACUUUCCUUGCACCGGCAUAUCUGAAGAGGAUAAAGUACAGAGGUUUGGGUUGUUUAAAGGUCUCAAAGUCGCUAAAUUCGAUUGGUUUAUAAAGUUACACUUCGGAAAUCGGCCCGUCAUCCACGUUGGUUUCAAGGCAAGUGAGCUUGAUGUACCUCUUACUCUACAUAAGAAAACUAACGAGCCUUAUUUUACUAGGAUCUUAAUUAUGAGUCCUGGGAUUCAAUGCUGA
Paraglomus brasilianum is the source of this 720-nucleotide messenger RNA. The record is from the annotation of a GenBank genome assembly. Lineage: Eukaryota; Fungi; Glomeromycota; Glomeromycetes; Paraglomerales; Paraglomeraceae.